Molecule: messenger RNA, 3029 nt
Organism: Trematosphaeria pertusa
Lineage: Eukaryota; Fungi; Ascomycota; Dothideomycetes; Pleosporales; Trematosphaeriaceae
Product: secretion pathway protein Sls2/Rcy1
Exons: 3
Coding region: 125-2881 (918 amino acids)
Biological process (GO): Golgi to plasma membrane transport; exocytosis
Cellular component (GO): exocyst; cytoplasm
Molecular function (GO): protein binding
Source: RefSeq, a predicted model, not a curated record
CUCCGAACGAAGCCCGCACCUUGUGUCCCCACAACGCCGCCUACGCCAGCUGCGCCCGCGCCUGGAGAUGGAAAACACCUAUUAGAAAUAAUAGUUCUCCAACCUCUACGCCGGCCUCACCGACAUGGCGACGAAGUCGAAUUUCAAGCGGGCUCCGGCCCCACCGCAGCACGCCGUCCUCGCCUCGUUGCAUACUACACAGCUUGUAGAAGAUUCGAAAGCUGUGCUGCCAGCAGAGCUCAUCAAUACCAUCCUCGACUACUUACCUAUCCCCGACAUGUUUCGCUUCGCGCGAACGUCGAAGCGUAUGCAAGAGAUGGUCUAUGAUGACACGCGCUGGAUACAGAGGCUCAAGAGCAUGGGCUGCUGGAACGAUGUGGAAGCUCGCCAGAGAUUCGAGGAGUCAAUGCGGAGGAAACUGGAGGCCCAGCGAGCAGAAGACGCUCGGAGAGCUGGCGUGGCCUUGAACGGCAGCGCGAAUGGUAUUCCGAGGCCUGAGGACGAACAGCGGAAGACCAGUGUCACACUCUUUGACGCCGGUCUAGAAGAAGAAAUGCAGAGGAAGCCUGUGGACAGACAAGCCAGACCUCGAGCAACCACGCUGGACAAAGGGUUCGACGACAUGACCCUAUCGCCUCCUAGGACAAUGACGACGCGCAUACAACGGACGGAAGCAUACGCUGUCAGCCCGUCCGAGUCGCCGCUGGCGAUACUAUCGCAUGUUCGGUCUAUAAGAGGCAUGGCACGGCAAGAGUAUGGCAAGGUCUAUCGAGCAUUAGCGCCACUCUACUUCGACCUUGGGAGAGCAGAAAGCCACACGGACCCCAUCGUGUUCCGAAUCUGGCGUGACCCGGAGCACCAAGCGCAAAUACUGGCCCAAUUGAAGAUCUUUGCGAAGAGUGAUUACGCACAAGGGUGGAACCAACGCGAGGAAAAGUUGGAUACAAUGAUGAGCAUCUUUGAAAACGCCCUACUCCGAGAGUUCGAACAUGGCUACCUGACGAAAGACUUCGAUGGCCGUAUGAAAAGAUAUGCUCAGAUUUUGGUAGCCUUGAAUGGAGGCGCGGCGUGCAUCGACUCCUUCAUACACAACCACCCAUUGAUGCUCGAGAAGGACGAGUUGGGGAACCCUGCGGAUUGCCUACGCCAUGGCCAUCUUACGCUACAGCCGUCGCACGACUUCUUCCAUGGUCUGGCCAUCGCAUUGAACGAUGAAGCUGCCAUCAUUGAUCGCGUCUUUCCACCUACCGUUGAUGUAUUGCAACCAUUCCUGGAACGUGUUGCCGAAGACGUCAUCUCGGAGUACAUUACGUCCUUAUUUGACGAAGCGCACGACAUCAGUAUCGAACUGUAUCUGAAAUCCGUGGCUGGUGUUUUCGAGCAAGCUUUGCAGCUUGCGAUUUCUCUUAAACCUACGAAAGCCUCAAGACCUGAUUUCCGGGAGGAGGCGAUGCGCAUCAUCUCGCAUUGCUUCGAACAACAUGUGGAUCUUUAUCUGCAGGAGGAGCUCGACUUCUUCAAAAAUAAAUCAGCUGCAGAAGUGGAAGCAUGGGAGAAGCGCUUGACAGCAGAGGAGCAAACCACGGAAACGUUCUUCAUGUCAAACGUUAGCCGACAAGCAGCCAAGCGAGACUUUCUGAGUUCGUUCAAAAAGGUAGUAAUGGCACCUGUGAAUGUUCUCCCCACCUUUGGAGGGUCUGGUUCGACCAGACCUACAGCACCCGGUGUGAACGGUGCUGCCCUGGACGUGACCUCACGCUCGGCUACGCCUGUUCCUGGCGAACGUUCGGCGUCUCCUCGACCGGAGCCACCAACCACAGAGCUUGCUGCGAAAGCGGCCAUCAUGAACUCCCGUCUGGAGGGCAUACGGACGCUAUUCAGCAUCGAAGUAGCUUUGAACUUGACUCACACUGCCAGAGCAAGUCUCGAGCGAGCCGCACGUUUCGUGAGGCUUGGUGGUCAGUCCGGCGAGGAGGCAAAGGAGCAAUGCGAAAACAUGUUCAUCAGCCUGCUACAGAUACUUGGAGGACGGCACAUGAAACCGGGCUUCGACAAGGCGGUCGCUCAUCUGUCAGCAUACAGGCCGAGGGAGGUGGCUGAUCACAGCAAAGAAGGCGUGGCGCCGCUUGUGGCUUUCCUCGAGCUGGUCAAUGUGGGAGACCUGAUCCAGCAGAUGAUCGACGUCUUCUAUAUUCAAGAACUGGUCUCUCCUAAGCUCACUGACCAGGACGACUUCCUCAGUGCAGCCUGCAAGGAGAAAAAGCGGUUUGAGCAGAUGCUGGAUGAAAGGGUGGCUGCAGGUCUCAACAAGGGCAUUGACGUACUCAUGGACGAGGUGGAAUUCAUUUUCGGAAGCACCCAGCUGCCUACAGACUUCAAUCCUCCGGUAGGCCCCGAUGGGACGGUACAAAUGCUUGACAUUGGGCCUAGCCAAACGGCCAGGCGGGUGGUUGACAUAGUGUCGUCGCACACGAGCAUGCUGGUUGGUAGCACGGACAAGAACGUGCUCGACGUCUUCAACCAGGAAGUGGGAUUGCGCCUGUUCACAGCGCUUUGCAAGCAUCUGAAGCGACAACGGGUCAGCGUGGACGGGGCAAUCAAGCUUAUCAGCGACAUGAACGCCUACAACAGCUACAUUGUCUCGCUGCGCAACAAAUCGCUGACUCAGUAUUUCGCUGCAUUGCGCGAGCUGUCUCAGAUCUAUCUGAUCGAUCCGAACCAUGCUAAGGAGAUCGCAACUAUAAUUGCUGACUCAGGUCGAUAUCAUGGCAUCUUUAGGGCUGAGGAGGUCUACGAGUAUGCGGAGCGCAGGGCUGAUUGGUACCAGAUCAAGGGCGCGGUGGAGAAGCAGAUGUACGGUGCCGGGUGCUUAGUGAUGUAGAUGCAGAGCAGGCAGAGGCAGUGUACGAAUAUGCGAUCGCAGGGCUGAUUGGUACCAGAUCAUGGAGAAGCAGAUGUACGGUGCCGGAUGCUCAGUGAUGUAGAUACAAACCCGCAUUGGCGAGCAAAGCGCAGUAUCGAUGUCUUCG